AUGCUUCUUCUCGAUUACCAAAACGUCUUGAUCGAGAACCUCCUGACGGAGCGGUUCUCUGGAGCUCCCCCGGUGUCAAUCGAUCAAAUUGCGUCCGACUUCGACGGCGUCACCUUCCACCUGUCCACUCCCGAAUCCAAGACCCAAAUUCUCAUCUCAAUCAACGUGAAAUGCUUCAAGGACCUGGUUCAAUAUGGCGCCUUGGACGUCCUGCAGAGAGAAUACGGACCCUACAUUGUCGACACAGAGCCCGGAUAUGAUUUCUCGGUAUUGAUCGAUCUGGAGAAUCUCCCCGCCGAACAGGAGGCCCGAGAAGAGUUGAUUAUGCGGCUUGCGCUGAUGAAGCGCAAUGCCAUGGCUGCCCCAUUCGAAAGAGCAUUCGAUGAUUUUGGGAAGCUGGCAGAGGAGGCCUCGCAGUUCUCCCCGGAAGCGACACCGCCGGGAGUCAAAGAGGGAGGACAAGUGAUGGCAAUCCAUUACCGUGAAGAGGAAGCAAUCUAUAUCAAGGCUAGCUAUGAUCGGGUGACUGUGAUCUUCAGUACUGUCUUCCGUGAGGAGACUGACCGGAUCUUUGGCAAAGUGUUCUUGCAGGAAUUUGUCGACGCCCGGAAGCGUGGAAUGGCUCUGCAGAACGCCCCGCAAGUGCUUUUCCGUAACGACCCUCCAUUGGAGCUGCAGGGUGUACCUGGUGUCAAGCCUGCAGGUGAAGGCGAGAUGAGCUACGUUACCUUUGUCCUUUUCCCUCGCCACCUCACUCCUCAACGCCGCUACGCAAACAUCUCCCACAUUCAGACCUUCCGCGACUAUUUCCACUACCACAUCAAAGCAUCGAAGGCAUACAUCCAUACCAGAAUGCGCAAAAGGACGGCGGACUUCCUCCAGGUCCUCAACCGAGCUCGACCUGAGAACGAGGAACGCGAGAAAAAGACGGCCAGUGGACGUACCUUUAGGGUUCAGGGCUAAACUGUGAACUUAAAUUCUCAACAGACACAACCCUUGUUCUGAGAAGGUAGAACCGCUGUGGGGUUGUGAGGUACGGGUGGUAUCGGUGUACGCGGCUGGAACCUCGUCGCAUUGCUUUAGUAUUUCCGGUGGACUAAAUGGAUAGGACCAAGCAAAGAUACCAGCAUGGAGUUGUCAACAGAUUUCUGAAUUACCUUGUUUAGUAAAUACUUUAUUGAUCUAUAGAGUUGAUUGAGCUAUUAACUGUCAUUUGGCUAUUUUUAAGGCUGAACUGUUGAUAAUUUACAGCGUCCUUUUGUCGUUAUGUUUGGCUUUACCUCUUUUCUCAUAUUAUCUUUUGAAAGCGAAUCAUCAUUGCACUGUUGGCUUGGGCGGAUAGCCACCAGGUUACCAUAAUCAACAGAAGUAUAUUUCGUUUCAC
Molecule: messenger RNA, 1384 nt
Organism: Aspergillus ruber CBS 135680
Lineage: Eukaryota; Fungi; Ascomycota; Eurotiomycetes; Eurotiales; Aspergillaceae
Product: actin-related protein 2/3 complex subunit 2
Exons: 6
Coding region: 1-963 (320 amino acids)
Biological process (GO): actin filament polymerization; Arp2/3 complex-mediated actin nucleation
Cellular component (GO): actin cytoskeleton; Arp2/3 protein complex
Molecular function (GO): actin filament binding; structural constituent of cytoskeleton
Source: RefSeq, a predicted model, not a curated record